UUAGAGUCUCCACUAGCAACAGUUGUUAUUUACCUCUGCAUGACCAGAUGGGUGCUUGGAAUUAACAUCUACAGUAUGCUGACAUGAGUUAUAACAGCACACCAGGAGUGGAAGGAAAAGCUUGACAUCUCACUUAAUCGGAUAUUGUAACAAUUUUCUCAGAAGCAGGCAUUGUGUAACAGGUUGGGACUGACUAUUAAAUGCAUUUCAGGCUUCUUAUGACCACUGCUGAAGCUAAACGAGAACAAGAAAUAGGACACAGGAACACCUAACCAGCAAAUACUGUUUUCUCCUCUGAUUGAGUGCUUUUCAAAUAUAACCGAGGAAGAAAUGACUUUGCAAUGGAUAAAGAUUUUUGCUUAUUCGUCAAUGUGUGUCACCUUUGCUGUAGGCAUACCCAUGAACUCCCACACAUCUUAUAAUAUUACAGAGGGUGAAGAAACAUCUCGCAACAAGUGUGCCGACUUCAACAGCACCACUUGGCUGGAAUACAGUCAAGGCACCAAGCUCAUGGUUCAAUACCUUCUGCUUACACGACAGAAUGCAAACUGUGCCAGUCUCUUCUCACAGGACUGCCUCAAUCAUACACAGAAACAUACCGCAUACUUCAACUCAUCACUCCCCACUAAAGUCAUCGUUCAUGGAUACAGGGCCCUGGGCAGUAAGCCCUCUUGGGUAAGUGGUGUAGCCCAGGCGCUGCUGCAGGAGGAGGAUGUGAACGUUCUGGUGGUGGACUGGGUCUACAGAGCAUCAUUCGCUUAUAACCUGGUGGUAGAGAACUACAAGGAGGUGGCAGUGCAGAUAUCAGUUCUUAUUAAUCAACUUACAAAGUAUGGAAGCACGCUGGAGUCUUUUCAUUUCAUUGGUGUGAGUCUAGGAGCACAUGUGUCUGGAUUUGUGGGGACCCUGUUUGAAGGCAAGCUGGGUCGAAUCACAGGUCUGGACCCAGCGGGCCCAAUGUUCAAGAGCGCUGAUCCGUAUGACCGUCUGGAUUCAUCCGAUGCUUUGUUUGUUGAGGCCAUCCACACAGACUCUGACUACUUUGGUAUAUCCAUUCCUGUCGGGCAUGUGGACUUCUUCUUAAAUGGUGGCAUGGACCAAGCAGGGUGUGCACGUUCAAGAUUUGCUUCGAUUUUCAUCUACUUUCCAGUGUAUGGUUAUGUCAUAUGCGACCACAUGAGGGCGCUGCACGUCUACAUGAGUUCACUGAAUGGCUCCUGUCCACUCGUUGGCUUCCCCUGCUCCAGUUAUGAAGAAUUCCUGGCAGGAAAGUGCAUCAGCUGUGAUGGUCACUUCAAUGGCACAUGCCCACAAAUAGGCUUAUUAAAGAACAGUGGGAUAACAGCGUCUCCCCUACCAAAUCAAGAGAAAGUCUAUCUUCUGACCUCUGCUGCCGCUCCAUAUUGUGCACAUCACAUCCUUGUGGAGUUGAAGGUUUCUCCAUUAGAUAAGACUGGUGAAGUUCAGCUCACCCUGGUCUCCACAGGACUCCCUGAGACAGAGAUAAAACUCAAACUAAAUACAGAUGAAACACAAUUUAAAAAGGUCACUGCACACCCAGAGCAGUUGUGCAAAAUUGACUCAGUGCAGCUAAAAAACAUCGGAGGACGAUUCUACAGACAAGGCGAAAUUCACUUUGAAUAUAUAUGCAUCUCUGAAAUUCCUCAGACCAGAGGCAUAGAUCCAUUGUGUGUGAAAAACAUUAACAUCAGAAGAGGAGUUUUGUGGGCACAUGAUUUUGUUCAAGUUUGUUAAAUCAAAUACCUGCUUAGGAGACCUGAUGCAAUAACCAACUUCUAAAGAUUUGUGAGACUGAACCACAUUCACUAAAAACCAACACACUCAAUGACACAAAAAGAUACAAGAGAACUGAGGUAGUUAAACUCUGUUGAAGAUUUAUUUGUGUUUUCAUGAAGUGGCACAGUUUAGCCUUUACAGUAUGUAAAAUAAAAUUUCAUUUUCUUCUGUUGUGCACAGUUCCAGUAAGUGUAAGAGUAGAAUUUCAGCAGAGAGAAAUUUAAUGCAUAUAUUUCCAUUGCGUACUUUUAGAUUCGAUAGGCAGCAAUGAAUUACAGAAAUAGGGUUCUUAAUGACAGCUGGUCAUUUAGAAAAUAAUAUAUGUUCUCUAAUAUACUGUGUUACAUUCUCAUAAUUAAAGGUUUUCGAGUAACAUUUCUGCAUUCUCAUGAGAUUUUCUGAACUGUACCGUAUAAAUUAUUUUAAAAACCUGAAUCUGUUUCUUACUGACAAUGAGAAACAAUGCUAAGAAAGGCAGCUUUAGAGUCACUUUAUCAAGCUUGAUAAACAGUUGGCCCCAUGAAAAUACAUAAUCAUCAUAAUAUGAUCAGUAUACAGUCCCAUAUUUUCAGUUAUCAGUGCAUGAUGCUGUAGCGUUACUCAUUAUAUUAUAACAUUAUAUUAUUGUUUGUAUUAUAUUGACCAUUUUGUAUAAAACUAAUUACUUAUCUAUCAAUGGACCUGCUAAACUUCUAUUUAAACUUUGUUUUGCCCGUUUUCACAGACAAAGCUUAAGGCUAGUCCAAGACUAAAAUGAAUGUUUGAGCUGUCUUAACUGAAAUAACUUGCCCUAAAUUAUCUUAAAAUAUGUCAGUGCCAUUUUUUUGUCUCGAGAGGCACACCAGUAACGUUUUUUUUACUAAGACAUUUUUACAAAAGCAACUAAAUAUACCAAUUUAACUAAGGGUUAGUCCUGGCUUCAGCUAAGCCCUGUCUGUGAAACCGGGCCUUUGUGUGUUGUACACAAGCGAAAUCCUCCUUCGUGCCUUAUAAAGUCAUUGUUUUAAGUGUUCCAAACAGAUUAAACUAUAAUAUACACAUGCCUACACAAAUACAUAAAACACUCAUGCUGAAAUCACAACAUUGUGGAAUCAUGUUUGUCUGGUAAAUCUGUUUUGAGAGGUUUGAUGAAGGUUUGUGAACAUUGUUUUGUCCUGUAACUGUCCUUAAAAGUACAUACAGUAUAGAGGAAUCCUUCACUGUGCAUUAUUGUAGUUGGUAACGGCAGAGAAAGUAA
This is a messenger RNA of Triplophysa rosa, 3034 nucleotides long. RefSeq names its product phospholipase A1 member A (gene pla1a). Bases 331 to 1755 code for a protein of 474 amino acids. Gene Ontology annotation, molecular function: carboxylic ester hydrolase activity; lipase activity. Gene Ontology annotation, biological process: lipid metabolic process. The record is from RefSeq and is a predicted model, not a curated record. The transcript is spliced from 11 exons. Lineage: Eukaryota; Metazoa; Chordata; Actinopteri; Cypriniformes; Nemacheilidae.